GUUUUUUAUUAUUAUUAUUUUUUUUUACUUUUUUCAUUCGUUUUGAUUUUUCCGUUCAAAAUCAAGAGAAUCGUAAAUUCCCGAUUCGUCGAAUCCAAUUCGAUUCAGUGUGUAUGAAGUUAUUUAAAGAGCGCGAAUCAACACGGAUUGCAUUCGUCUAGCGCGCGCUGUCAAUUGGCUACUGCUGAACAAUAACCUAAACGUAAACAUCGAAAUGUUUUCGAUGCCGUUUGAAUAAAAAGAAAUUCGGGCGAGAAAAUAGAAAACAAAAUUUUUAAUCGAUUUUUAGAUUUAAACAAAAAGAAAAUAUAGAGAGGAGUAGGGAAAAAAACACGGUGAAAAAGUGGAACGAAGCCGUUUCAUUGUGUGUACAGUUGUGAAGUGAAUAAAAUUCAAUUGGUUUUUAUAUUGUUGUCAAAAUGUUCUACGCACAUAUUGUAUUGGCCAAAAAAGGGCCAUUGGCCCGAAUUUGGUUGGCCGCUCAUUGGGAUAAAAAAUUGACCAAAGCGCACGUUUUUGAAACGAACAUUGAACAGAGUGUCGAUGGUAUAAUGCAGCCAAAAGUGAAAUUGGCAUUGCGUACAUCGGGUCAUUUGUUGCUUGGAGUCGUUCGCAUCUAUUCAAGAAAAGCCAAAUAUUUACUUGCCGAUUGUAAUGAAGCUUUUGUCAAAAUUAAAAUGGCAUUUCGACCGGGAAUGGUCGAUUUGCCGGAAGAACAUCGCGAAGCGGCCGUUAAUGCAAUUACACUUCCAGAAGUUUUUCACGAUUUUGAUACGGCGCUGCCUGAAUUAAAUGAAGUAGAUAUAGAAGCACAGUUUUCUAUAAAUCAAUCAAGAGCCGAUGAGAUUACAAUGCGCGAAGACUACGGUGCCCUGCCGAUGACAAUUCAUGAUGAUGGCUUCGGUGAUAUUGGCUUUGAUGCCGAUGGUCCAGAUUUCAUUCGUGAUGAUGUCGAUACAACCAUUGAUGAACAUUUGAUCAGUGAAGAAUUGGACCUCGACGAACGCACAUUAAAAGAACCAAUUGCUGGAACAUCACGUUCAAUGCAAGAAUUGGAUUCGUCGCAAAUGAUCACCGAUGAUGGUUUCGGUGGAAGCGGUUUUGGUCAAGAACCAGCGGCCGGUUUAUUCGAAGGUGAUUUAUUCGCCGAUGCACCAUUACCACAGUCAACGAUGCAACAAAUCGAACAUGAUUCCGAGGAUGAUUUGGAUGCCGGUUGGGAUAUGGGCGCACAUUCAACGGCGUCAAGCUCGGUCGGUUCAAGACCGCCAACACCAAUGCAAGCGGGACCAUCACAAAUGAUGGACAUUCGAGCGCCAUCGGUAACAUCACCAACACAACAGCAGCUCGAUGAUAUACCGCAUAUCGGUGAAGGUCCAGAGAUAUCUGCUGACGAUGGUUUACCAAGUGCGGCUGCCGAUGCUGUCGAAAGUGCACACGAUCAAGAAGAUGAGCAUGAACUACAUGACGAAGAAAGUUUUGCACUGGCACCGAUCGAUGCAUCAGCGCUGAAAGGAAUCACAAAAACCAAACGAAAACGUAAACUUAUUGUGGACGAAGUGAAAAACAUCUCCGGCGAAGAGAUGAAAAGUCAAUUGGCAAACACAUCGGACAUUAUAACGACAUUAGAUUUGGCGCCGCCAACAAAACGACUUAUGUACUGGAAAGAAACGGGUGGCGUUGAAAAAUUGUUCGCCUUACCAUCCAGAGAUAUUCCAGCCAGAGAAUUGUCAAAGAACUAUCAACGGAAUUUAACAUCACGAUCGACGGGCGUUGAAGAUUUUUCAAUGCUUGGUCCGGCCGAUGCAUUGGCAUUAGAUCAAUAUCAAGAACAACCGCAAGUAAUUUUACAACAACCAGAGCCAGCUGUUCCGGGUAAACGUGGCCGAAAGCGCAAGGUCCAAGAGACUCAAGCACAAGUGCCAGAAGUACGGGCAGCUGAAUUACAAGAAGAAUCAUUAGACGUACUACCACCGCCACAAACACCUCAAAUGCCAAGUCCAGUUCGUGAAAGUGUAUCACAUUUGGAUGGCGAUAUUCCGCUCGCAUACACAUCAAACAAUCUGUCUGUACCAUCUGGAAUGACGCCGCUUCAUGGUGGUAUGACACCAGUUAGUUUGCAUGGUGAUUAUGCGGCCGCAUUUACACCAUUAGAUCAUGGUAUGAUGACACCACAACAUCCGAGCCUCGAUCAAAUUGAAUCGAUACCAAAUUUGCCGGUCGAUCAAGUGUCAUCCAUCUUGAAUGGAACUGAAAUGGAAGGAUUCGCCAAUAUGGGUUAUGACGAUAGUCAUCAAAUUGGUGGACCAGGCAUGUCAGAACGCAUCGCUAGCGAUUGGAAUGAUGAUUACGAUUUCCCGCCAUCAGUUGUUGCACCUCAACCGGGCGAUGAACAAAUGGAAAACGAAACCGACGAACAAUUCGAAGAACGUGUGCUAAAUAAGCGGGCAGCUCAAAUGUUUGUUUCAGUUCGGGCACGUUUACAAAAGCAAGACAGCAUACAAUUGUCAGAAAUGACAUACAGAAACAAUCGAAAACAGGCGGCACAAAAAUUCUAUUCGUUAUUGGUGUUAAAGAAAUUCCAAGCGCUAGAAAUAAGACAAGACGUGGCAUAUGGUGAUAUUGCUGUAACAAAAGGAAUUAUGUUUGAUAAUCCAAAACUCUAAAUGGGGAGCACAUUUAAAACACUCUCCAUCUCUCUCAUACACACAGACACAAAAACAAACACAUCCACUUAUACAUAUGUUACAAUAAGAUGCUUUACACCCUUUAUUGAUUUGCCUCUAGAGACUAGAUUUAAGCGAAACAUUAAACAGAAGAAAAAAACAUAUACCCGUUUAUAUAAUAUAUAUGUCUAAAAAUCAAUUUUCCAAUCAAAAAAUGAUUAGUGAAUCAAAUGUUUGUAUGUGUAACUGAUUUUUGUAUAGCAAAAAUGUUAUUUUUGUUUAUACUGACUUAGUCAAAGUAUCAGUCUAUUCUAAGCAAAUCUAAACAAAAGCACAAAAAAUACAUUGGCAUCAUGAAUAGAGCCGAGAACAUAGCCAAGACAACAACAACAACAAAGAAAAUGAGCAAAAUUAACAAUAAAUGCAACAGAACACACAUUAAGCAUUGUAAACUGUCGUGAAACUGGUGCACACGUGAAAUUCAAUGCGUAAAAUACGCUACCUGUGCUGAUUGGCAGAUUUAUCGCUUCGAGGUCUCCUCUCCAUUUGAAAAUGCCAAAUUCAUGCAUUUUAUAUUAUUCAUGCAUCAGUUUCGUGACUCAUUUUUAUCUCCAUUACAAAAAAUGUAAUGGUCAUUUCAUUUAAUUAAAAACAAACUAUAACAUAGAUUUACUCAAUUCAAAAGUGAACAAAAAUUAUGAAACAAUAUUAUUACGAAGAAGAAGAAUAAUGAGAAGAAAAAAACGAAGAAAGAAUUAGAAGAAAAUAAAGCAACCACAAAAUAAAUGUCAAACUGUACAAAACUAUUUUAGAUUGUGUAAAAGAUGCAAAAACAAUAACAAAAAUCCAACCGAAUCUCAUGAAUGCAUUCGAAUGUCCACCAAAUAUCAAAAUCAACUAAACCCAUAUUCUUUUUAAGUGUGUCUUUGGACACGAUAUUUUAUUGAAAUGAUAAUAAAACAAACAAAGCAAAACAUAUUUUUAAACGAAUAAAAAGAUCAUUAUCUCAUUUAAGAUAUUCAUUCGUUGAGAUUCGGUCGCAUUUUUCGUUAGUUUAAAUGUUCUUAGUUCAGAAUUUCUAUUCAUGUUCUAUAAGCUCAUUUGCGUUUAGCUCUUUGUAUCCUAAAAUGUAAAUAAUGUUGUA
Contarinia nasturtii (swede midge) is the source of this 3810-nucleotide messenger RNA. RefSeq names its product double-strand-break repair protein rad21 homolog (gene vtd). The transcript is spliced from 8 exons. NCBI's taxonomy places the organism in Eukaryota, Metazoa, Arthropoda, Insecta, Diptera, Cecidomyiidae. Gene Ontology annotation, biological process: synaptonemal complex assembly; mitotic sister chromatid cohesion; replication-born double-strand break repair via sister chromatid exchange. The record is from RefSeq and is a predicted model, not a curated record. Gene Ontology annotation, cellular component: cohesin complex; synaptonemal complex. Gene Ontology annotation, molecular function: chromatin binding; protein binding. Bases 420 to 2666 code for a protein of 748 amino acids.